Messenger RNA from Aaosphaeria arxii CBS 175.79, 2130 nucleotides. RefSeq lists its product as uncharacterized. The transcript is spliced from 2 exons. Gene Ontology annotation, molecular function: zinc ion binding; ubiquitin protein ligase activity. The coding region runs from base 270 to 1982 and encodes 570 amino acids. The record is from RefSeq and is a predicted model, not a curated record. Gene Ontology annotation, cellular component: cytoplasm. Lineage: Eukaryota; Fungi; Ascomycota; Dothideomycetes; Pleosporales.
GAACAACCCCAUUUCUACAAUUGGUACUAUUCUCCACGCGAGCAAUUCUUCUUUACAACUAUUGCCCAUCACAGUUUCCCCUCAUCGCCCGGAAGAUCUCCCAUUGGUGGUUCCCUUAACCAAGCUAGCUGGGCCGUCACAAUCGAGGCGACGUCGGACAUACUCCGCACUUACCUUAAAGCUGUAUCACCGUACCUUUGACGUCGCCUGCGCUGCGCAUCGCAUAACCUCUCCUUUCGCAAUUCUUCCCAUCGUGUCCCUUAUUCAAUAUGGCCAGUUCACAGGCCUCUGAAGCCUUACAGUCGAAGCCGCGUACGAGCAGUAUCUCUCAAGCAUCCGAGAACUCUCAGACAGCAGCAGACUUCAUUAAGGAGCAGCUGAAUCUCGAGGCUGAGGCUCGCGAAGCCCUUCCAUAUCAAUUUGAUACAUGCACACGCGACCUAGGCGCAAUUCGACAGAGUCUCUUCUCAUGCUUGACCUGCAAUCCUCUCCCGAUUGACCCUUCCGACGAAUAUACCGCAGCUGGUGUUUGCUAUUCUUGUUCAAUCUCUUGCCAUGGCGAACAUACCCUCGUGGAGCUCUUUAACAAGCGCAACUUUGUUUGCGACUGUGGAACCACACGCCUACCGGAUACCAGCCCAUGCACGUUGCGUGUGAACCCCGCCAACGGACAGAAAGGAGAUAUCACUGGCGAAGAAGCGGCGAAGGGUAAUAAAUAUAAUCAGAAUUUUCGGAAUAGAUUCUGCGGCUGUGAAGAAGACUAUGACCCACACCAGGAGAAGGGUACCAUGUUCCAAUGCCUGGGGUUGGGUUAUGCAGAUAAUGGGGGAUGUGGAGAAGAUUGGUGGCAUCCCGAGUGUCUUGUCGGCCUCAGUCGCGAGGAAUAUAAGAAAAGCAUCCAGAAGCCAAGCAAAGAGACUACAGAUGGUACUACGUCUGGGGAAAGGCCUCCUGGAGGCAUACAUCGACAAAUCAGCUUCAGCAGGUCCGAGGAAGACAUCAACGGCGACGAAGAGGAUGCACGAAGGCCUUCUAUUGUGACCGACAUUGCAGCAAGUAACGGUGUUGUUGCCAGUAACGAAGCAGAGGAAGACGAGCCCGAAGAUGAAGACGACCCGCUCCCUCCAGGAUUCCCAAAUGAGGACGAUUUUGAUCACCUCAUAUGCUACAAAUGUGUAGAGGCGAACCCAUGGAUCAAGCGCUAUGCUAGCACAUCUGGUUUUCUGCCACCACUUUUCAACGAUGCAACAUUGAACUCUGCAAAAGACCACUCCGCAACACCUACCGAGGCAACGAUUACUGAGUCUAGGAAACGUAAGGCAUCCGACUCGGAAGAAACUCACUCAUCCCUCCAGCCCAUGGCUGCCCCGCCCAAGCGCCAGAAAUCCGAAGAUCCUACUUCAGCUCUCAAUCCUAUCCCCGAAGACUCAACAACAACGACUACCCUGCCCAUCACGCCCAAGAAACCCAGUCCAGACUCGUCGAUAUGUAAAUACGAACUACUCCCCUCAGCCCCUACAGAAACCACACCCUUCACACUAUUCCUUAAGGAGGACUUCCGCGACCAUUUCUGUCGCUGCCCAGUCCAUUUCCCCCUCCUCAAACCCUUCCCCCAACUCCUAGAGGAAGAAGACACCUAUGAGCCCCCUGUCUCCGAGGAUGGCAAUGAGGCGCCAGCCUCCGCGGGAACAGGCUCCAUCUACGACCGAGGCGAGGCUGCAUUUAGCAACAUGGAUCGAAUGCAGGCUAUUCAAGGUGCCAUGGCAUAUGCACAUCUGAAGGAUGGCUUGAAAGCUUUCCUGCAACCGUUUGCGGAAAGUGGACAAGCAGUCGGUGCGGAAGACAUCAAAGCAUAUUUCGAGAAACUGAGAGGUGAUGACAAAGGCAUCGCGGAGGCGGCUGGCGGUGCAAAGAAGGCCGAUGCAGAUGAUGAUAGUGGUGGUGACGGAGGUGAUAGUCGCAAGGAACAGAGUGGCUAUUGAAUAUGCAUCUCCGAGUCUCUUAGUACUAUUAUUUCAUUCAAAUUUGGACUUUUUCUUGAUCUCGCACGGCGAAGAGAGUAGCAUCCUCUCUUAUCAACGACGGACGUUGGUGUUUUGGUAAAGUCACAGAAAAGUAGUGAUAACUAGC